UAAACAUGGGUCAAGUUACCCGACCAUCGCUUGCUCUCGAGGGAGCAUUGGCAACGAGGACCGUGUGCGGCGCGACGAACUCGAAAGACCUGCUUUGGGAAUCAAGAAACACAGAGCACCAUGUUCAUGCGCAUCAAGAAAAGCAGAACGACGAGAACCAACGCAGUCGAAUUGAUCCGGUA
Molecule: messenger RNA, 182 nt
Organism: Amoebophrya sp. A25
Lineage: Eukaryota; Dinophyceae; Syndiniales; Amoebophryaceae
Source: the annotation of a GenBank genome assembly